Molecule: messenger RNA, 2371 nt
Organism: Pecten maximus
Lineage: Eukaryota; Metazoa; Mollusca; Bivalvia; Pectinida; Pectinidae
Product: circularly permutated Ras protein 1-like
Exons: 13
Biological process (GO): signal transduction
Cellular component (GO): plasma membrane
Molecular function (GO): GDP binding; GTPase activity; GTP binding
Source: RefSeq, a predicted model, not a curated record
UUUAAACACUGAAAUAUUUAAAAUUUGCAAUUUCUUCUUUCUACCCCAUGUUCAACAUUAGACACAAUUAGCUGCAAUAAUUUAAGGAAGUAAUGCAGUUUGGAAGUUUCGUGUACAUUGGUGGGGGAGGUGAGGAAGAUGUGGAGAUGGUCACUGAGGAAGAUGAGAAAGAACUUGUACCAUCAACAUCACAGCCCAAAGGCGAUUCAUGCCUGCUGGACAUCCUGGACACGGCCGGUCAAGAGGAAUAUUCUGUGGUUAGGGAUCAGUACACACGUACUGGGGAUGCUUUUCUCCUGGUGUAUUGUAUAACUGACCGGUCAAGCUUUGAGGAGGCGGAGGCGAUCUAUGACAUGUUACUGGAAAUCAAGGGAGGUAACCAUGUUCCAGCGGUUUUGUGUGGCAACAAACUUGAUCUGGAUGCAACACGAAAUGUCUCCCAUGACGAAGGCAAAGUAUUGGCUCAGAAACUAAGGAUUCCUUUCAUAGAAACUUCCGCUAAAGAUGGGACAAAUAUCAGACAGGUUUUUGAAGUACUGGUGAAAGAAGUUCCCAGAUUGCAGCCCUCAUACAAGGUGGUCAUCCUAGGGAGUGGAGCAGUUGGAAAGUCAGCCGUCAUUCUGCGAUAUAUCACCAAUAAAUUUGUUGAUUGUUAUGACCCAACUAUCGAGGACUCCUACAGAAAAAAUGUCACAAUUCCUGGCCUAAGAGAAAGACAUCGGGAAUCCAAUACACAGCGACGGUUAAAGCGUCUUAGGCAACACGCAGCUACAUCUAAUAAUGCUGAUAGGCUGUACGACCCAAAACUAUCUUAUCAAAUGAACCUUUGUCUUGGCUUUAAAGUUGGGUCUAAACCUGAACAGAAGAGGUUAGCCUUAAAGUCUUGUUUGAAAUGUCGACCACUACCAGACUCCCCUGGUCAUUUUGCCCCGAAGGAAUCCAAGAAGUGCGAGAAAGCCACCAGUAAUGUGGUUCUUGUUUCCCUAAAGACUCUGGAUGAUCCGCUGGCUACGGCCACAGGGGACCCUGUAAAAUGUGACUGUCAUGCCGUCCUCUCCUCAAUCUCAAACACGGUACAAGAUGACGAAAACAUCAAAUGGAAUUGUGAAUUUUGCCAAAAAGAAAAUAUAAUACCAAACACCAAGAAAGAGGAGGUUCCUACCGAGUCUGUAAUAGACUACACUAUGUCCCCACCGGCCCCUUCCGACCCCGAGGCGGGGCAGCAGACAGGAGUAGCAGGAGAAAAGGAGAAACUUCAUACGGGAAAAGGCUACACCAUCUAUUGUAUUGAUAUUAGUGGAUCCAUGAGUAAUACCACUAAACUUCCGGAACUACAAAUUGCAUGGAAGAAAGCCAGAACCCAGUCAUCCAACUUUGACACUCAUGUAACAAGGCUUGCUGCAAUUCAGGAGGCGUUAAAAAGACAACUUGAGCGGCUGAAACUGGAAAAUCCUGACAGGCGAGUAAUCCUGAUACAAUUCGACGGAGAUGUGACCAUCAUAGGGGAUGGAAGUCAGGAACCGUUCCAAGUCGAUAGGCACAUCACACACUCAUUUAGCAAGCUUAAACGUAGUGGUCAACAAUAUGCCCAGCAAAUGGACAUCCGUACCCUUGGAGAAAGUUACGAUGACCUUAUAGAGAAAAUCAAUAGCAUGCGUACAAAGCAUAAAACAGCCCUCGGACCAGCGCUAGCAACAGCUAUCGGCAUGGUCACCGGAACCAAAGGUUCAGAGGUUAUCCUGUGUACUGAUGGUGCCCCAAACAGUGGCGUCGGUAAAAUGAACAGCCCUGACUCCAGUUGUAAGGGUUUUUACACCAAGGCUGGUAACUACACUAAAGAACAUGGAAUAGUUGUUUCGAUCAUUGCUGUUGACGGGGAACCUGUCGGACUUGAGAAUGUGUCUCCCUGCGCCAAUAUUUCUGGUGGAAACGUUGAUGUCCUUGACCCUCUUGAGAUUAUGAGACAGUUACGUCUGAUUUCCCAAAACUUCAUCGUGGCAACAUCUGUAUGUAUGGAAUUCCAUCUUCAUCCUGAACUUGAGAUCGAUGACAACGACUUUCCAAAGGGCAGCAGUCGUAUUAUUAAGGAAGUAGGUAAUGCCACCAGAGACACAGAUGUUACAUUCUUUUUCAAACGGAAAAAUACCGACAAGGAUUUGGAAGUGGAUUGUCUCCCUUUUCAGGUUCGUGUGAGUUUUACAUUGAAAGAUGGACGCAAAAUGUUGAGGAUCAUCAGUAAAUCCAUGAAAGUCACAAACGACCGAGCUAAGAUGGAGGAGGAGAUGAAUAUUGCCGUGGUGGGGCUGGCUACGGCACAGAAAACGGCUGAUUUAGCUUCCAAGGGAAAAGUGGCAGAAGCAAGACAUAAAUU